Molecule: messenger RNA, 1641 nt
Organism: Lymnaea stagnalis (great pond snail)
Lineage: Eukaryota; Metazoa; Mollusca; Gastropoda; Lymnaeidae
Source: the annotation of a GenBank genome assembly
GGAAUCACUCCCUAAACAAGAAGAAGGCUUUAAAUGUAAUCAGUUGAUGACUUCUUCACUAAUAACACUAGAAACUCUAGUCAGUGUAGUGCUGAGAAACAAAGAUGAAUCAUGGGUUGCACAAAUGCUUCAGAGAAGAAGGAAAUUCGGAGUAAGACCCAAGCCAAUUCGAAGAUGUGUGUUUUGUGCUCGGGAACUGAAAAUAAAAUCAGCUCAAGUCAAUGAAGGAUGUGAUUCAGUAGGUCAUUCUAUUUUCAACCUACUCUAGUAUAAGUACUCAUAUUCUAGGUAUUCAAUAGGUCAGUCGAUUUUUAAUAUUACUUGAUACUCACAAUAUACUUUUAAAUGAUGUAGUUUAUAAAUUUAAGUCUACAUUUUUUUCAAAUAAAAAAAAAACAACCUUAAAAUUGUCUCUUUUAUUAGUUCUAACAAACAGUUACUUACCAGUAUGUCAUUAUGAUUUUUAAAUUCCAGCUAGAAAAACUGGUGAAGUUUUUUUCAAGAGACACAAUCUAUGUAUCAGAAAAAGAAAUCAACAUAGAAUUAAAAUACAAAGUAACAGUACAGAACUACUGUGCCAUGAUGAUGAACGUUGCUAAGAAAGAAGUCAUGAUGGAGUUGGAGGACCCACCCAUGGUGCUGUCUACUAAAGUCACCAGGGCGAUGAUUCACAAGCUCUUGGAAGACAUGUUGCCCAAACACACAAGCUUUAAAGACAUGACUGCGGAUGAACUCAGGUUUGCUUUCAUCAAAUUUUAGUGUUUUUAAAGGACCUGGUUAUUUCAGUUAAAACUAAGGACCAAAUUAGGCCGUAUCGGUAUAGAAAUUUUGCCUAAUAGAUAAAUUUUUUACUUUUUAGACGAAUUGGCACUCGAAGGGAGAGAAUCCAGGCUAGACAUGAUCCUACAGCUAAAGCAAGUCAAAGAGAAACUCCUGAAGAGAAGAAACGGAAACAAAUGAUUCAGGUUAGUAUUAGAGACCAUUACAACUCUACAAGUACAAGCUGCACUUUAAAAAUGGAACAAGGUUUUAUAGCAGCAUGAAUAAUAUUUUUUUCUUAAACACAAAUAGCAGAAACUUUGGAUUUUAUAUCUUGAAAGCUAUGUUGAUGUGCACUAAGUAUCCAGUUGACUUCAGAAAGGGGAUGGCAUCUGUUCUUCUCAAAGAGAAGAUGGCGUUGUUCCUUCUCAAUGAGAGGAUGGUGUGGUUUUGGCAGGAUGAAAUCACAAGGCCUGGGAUUUUGUUAUGAAAAUAAGCUAGUUUCCUUCCAACAGAUCCUCACACUUACUCCAAGUUAAUGCUACAUUUUCAAUAUAAAAGUCGCAUUUCUUUAGCAUAAUAGUGAUUGCAUGAAGAAAUUAUUAUUUUUUUUGUGUUGUUACAUUUAAUAAUAACUCAUGUAAAUUUAUAUUAUUAUUAUUGGUUCUAAUAUUUAUGCACAUUUUUUUUGUCUGGCCAGACUGUUUUGGAAGAUUUAGGCAACAAAUGGAGGGUAUCUGUGAAAGAGAAUGAGCUUCAUUAUUGUUCCUUACUGUUGGCCCAAUGUUUGGUACAAGAGAGAAUCUUAGGGUUCUCUCUCUAUUCAGGCCUUAUUAGUCGGGAGCAUGAAAUUAUCUUGGACAACAGCCGUAGUCGACUGGG